Messenger RNA from Cyclospora cayetanensis, 2400 nucleotides. Its product is annotated as AMP deaminase 3. Gene Ontology annotation, cellular component: cytosol. The transcript has 16 exons. The record is from RefSeq and is a predicted model, not a curated record. Lineage: Eukaryota; Apicomplexa; Conoidasida; Eucoccidiorida; Eimeriidae. Gene Ontology annotation, biological process: IMP salvage; AMP metabolic process. The coding region runs from base 1 to 2400 and encodes 799 amino acids. Gene Ontology annotation, molecular function: AMP deaminase activity.
AUGGACCAAAAUGGAGGUCUAGGUCACAGAUCGAAUUCUAAGGAAGUCGGGUGGGACGACAUAUUCAGAAAUGUGCUUAAUCGCCGCCGUGAUUCAGAAGAUAGGUUAGAGGCCUCAAGUCCUUUAGGCGUUCCACCAUUGGCGCAGCAGUUAUCCCCAUGUGGCACUACGUAUGUAAAACUACAGCCAAGCAAAGACCUCACGAUUCUUGCCUCUACAUCAGACGAGACCAUUCAGGCUGUUAAGACCCUCGCCAAUGCGUUGUCUCACCGGUGGCGUUUUAUUGGCCGUUACAAAACGCCUCAGCCCUCCCCAGGGGUCCAUGUGGUGUCUUUCCCUGCUUCCCAGUGCGGCGGGUGUCCAAGUGGAAAACAUGCAGAAAAUGGAGCACAUACACAAAGCAUGAAGGGCUGCUUAUCAGCCCGUGGCCCCUGUAAUUGUAGCGUCUGUGAUGGGGAGGGCACGCCCAUGCCUUUUGAAGCAGUUAGCAAGGAGCCACACUUUGAGCCAUUCAGUGUCAAGGUGCCGCCGAGCUGUGCGGCCAAAUUUAAAUUCGUCGACGGUGUCAUACAGGUGUUCUGGAAACCCGGAAAGGACUCCGAAGAUCUUCCGCUUCUGUGGGAUGCGAACACCAUUCCCACGGUUCGGGAAUACCUUGCCGCGCUGCAGGACGUCAUGAUUGCCGUUCAAGAUCCAGGCACAGAAAUAGAAGAGACAAAGAAUAAUAAACACCGUGAUUUUUAUAAUAAUACACUCGUUCUUUACUACAAAAGAAUUGUAAUAGUACGCGUCGGUUCUGGUGCCUUCUGCAGAAAAAAGUACAGAACAGAGGGCAACACAGUGGUCGCCGAAGAAGGAGGCCAGGGAGUUACUCUUCGUGAUUUGUUUGACAGAGAACUCGGAUUUAGCGCUAGAGAGGCAUCCGUCGACCAUCUCAAUGUUCACGCACUCGGCUCUUGCUUUCAGAGAUUUGAUCUCUUUAACCAAAAGUAUAACCCUUUCGGUCAGGCGCGGCUGCGCGACGUCUUCCUCAAAACAGACAAUUAUAUCAAAGGGCGUUUUUUGGCUGAGCUGACGAAGGAAGUCAUCGCGGACUUAGAUGAUCGCAAACUGUAUCACGUGUAUCGAAAGCGCGGUGAAGUGCCUGAUUUUGGCACACUGCUGCGCAACGUGUUUGAGCCGCUUUUUGAAGCCGUGAAAAACCCAGAAAAGCAUCGCAAGAUAUAUCUAUUUCUACAGGCGAUGGUUGGAUUCGACUCUGUGGAUGAUGAGUCGCGCGUCUCCAAGUACACAAUGGAAGGAGGAGAACUUCCAAGCCCCUCUGAGUGGACGAGCGACAACAACCCUCCAUAUUCCUACUGGGCGUAUUACAUGUAUGCGAAUAUUCGCGCGCUGAAUCUCUUCUUGGAGGCGCGAAAUAUGAAGACCUUGAGCUUCAGGCCCCAUUGCGGAGAGGCGGGAAGCAUUAGCCACUUGGCGGCUGCCUUUUUGUUGGCCGAUGGUAUAAACCAUGGUAUUCUUCUUAAGGGCGCCCCGGUGUUGCAGUACAUGUUCUUCCUGAAGCAAAUAGGAAUUGCCGUAUCUCCGCUGUCCAACAAUGCCCUCUUCGUAGAUAUUGCCAAAAAUCCUUUGUACUCCUUUUUCACGACGGGUUUGAAUGUAUCCCUAUCCACCGACGAUCCUCUGAUGUUCCACUUCACCGAUGAGCCCCUUCUCGAGGAGUAUUCUAUUGCAGCAAUGCAGAGCUGGCAAUGUAUAUGUGUUCCAAGUGGAUUUGAGGUAGAGUUUAAGCGUCACUGGCUGGGAGACACAUUUUGGUUGCCAGGCAGUGAAGGUAAUGACAUGUCUAGGACCAACGUUAGCAACAUCAGACUCCAAUACCGUAUAGACACUUGGAGAGAAGAGUUGGAAAACAUGCGGGAAAUCCUCAAUAUGCGGAUGGCUCUGACUGCAACUCAGCAACAACAGCAGCCAGAGGCUGGGGUUCUCAAUACCUUCUCUUUGAGCUUGCCACCUCCGAGCCUGAUACUGCAAAUGCCACGCGGUGCAUCUCCUGCCGAUUCCCCUAUGGCAUCGAGAGGGAGAAACGGCACCCUUCCCUCCUCUCCAGGUUUAGUGGUCGACAAGGUGGAGUCUUCGCAAGGGGCAUUAACACUGCUUCCCGCUGCAGCCUCUGGGUCUGCAAUCAGUGACCUACCGUCUCCAAAGAUAUGCGUCACGAGCGCUUUGCCUGUCAUAUUAUCUCCAGACUUGUCGCUGCAAAAGAAUGACGAAACUAGGCAAAGGCGAAGAAGCGUGGCAGAGCAGGAGCUUGACGAGCUCUCAUGCGCUGCACAACAGCUGGCUCUCUCGAUGAAAAUGAGCUUACCACAAUCGCAAGAAAAUGAUGAAUCCUCUUGA